Molecule: messenger RNA, 1493 nt
Organism: Durusdinium trenchii
Lineage: Eukaryota; Dinophyceae; Suessiales; Symbiodiniaceae
Source: the annotation of a GenBank genome assembly
UAUAGAGCCUUUUCCAGCCCAUUCCGCGUGAACAUUAAUACAUCCGACUGUCUCGCGCAUCUCGAUGUCUCCAGAAGCAAGUGAGGAAGUGGAGCUUCUAAAGGCCAUUUAUGGUGAUGAGGCGGUAGAGCUGCGAAAUGAUUUGGUCCUGGUUAGCUUGCAGCCCCGGGUCGGGCAAGGCACAGCCCUGGUGUCUGCCACCUUUGCUCUUCAUUUGCCCGACAACUAUCCAACCAUGAAGCCGGGCGUGACCAUCGAAAAGUCACGGGGUCUCACCGAUGCCGGGCUUUCUGCUUUGAACUCCGCUGCCAAGUCUGCGUUGGAGACCUAUGGCUCCUCAGAGGAGGGCUGCUUAUGCCAGGUAAUGGCGGAACUCAACGAGGCCUUAGACUUGGCCAAUGAUGAAAGCGAGUGUUUGAUUUGCCUGCAGGCAUGUGGCAAUGUCACGGACCAAAGUGUGGUGUAUGCUCCCUGCGAUCACGUCUACCACGCCAAGUGCCUGGGGCAUUGGGCAGCUCUGAAGAAAUCCGAGGCCCUGCAGGCGGUGGAAAGCUCCACGAGCAGCGUGCGGUCUCAAAGGGAUGCCUUGGCGCGAGAAGUGGCGGAGCUGGAGGCCAUGGUGGUAGAGUUGCAGGAAGAAGGCUGCAGAUUGGAGGAGCUGGUGGCUGAGCUCAUGAGCAAGCGGGAAUGUCAGCGAAAGAUGCUGGAGGAAGGGGAAGAGAUCGAGGAUCCUGGUGAAGAUGAGCCAAGUCUCGAUGAUCAACUGGCCAUGGCCAAAGACGAUUUGAAGUCCACCGGCAGCAAACGGCGAAAGGCCGAGAGCAGACGAUCGGAAGUCACAGGUCGCCUCCAUGUGCUCGAAGAUGAGCUUCAUGCCACGGCUGGAGAUGUGGAUGCAGCUGGCUUGCCCUGCCCGGUGUGCCGAGCACCAAUCCAAUGGGAUUUGCUUCCACCUUGGGCAACUUCAACGGAGAUGCCCAAGGAGGCAACCGUUGCGCCGGUGGGUGCUUUGCCUCCCGAGUUGCUGAAGCAAGUCCGCCAGCUGCAGAAGCAGCACCAAAGCAUUUUGCAGCGCCGCCAAGCAAAGGAAGCCUUAGAAGCGGAGCGCGCGGAGCGCCUCGCGGCGCAGCAGGAGGGCUUCGCUCAGGUGGGUCCACCGAAGCCGGCGGUGGAUGCGAGCGACACCCAGCGGGGUCAUCCGACAGGCCGAAGGCAGUCGGAGCAUCGCCCAGCAGAAGCUUGGGACGAGUGGUCAUCCGACCAGUGGUCAUCGCAGUGGUCGUCGGAGCCCUGGGGCCGCGGCUACUCCGGCCGACCACGUGGCGACGACGCCAACGGUCCACGGGGCCCGUCAAACCGCUGGAGCCGAUCGAAUCGCUGAGCCGUUUGGCACGCCGAGUCCUGGACGUGCUGCUUUCCAGAGAGUUGGAGGUCCGCCCCAUUUGGACAGCUUGAGCAAUUGGGGAUGUCUCAGAAUAUGGAGAACAUGCCAG